GCCGUUGACCCUGGCUAUUGACCGAGCAACCCGACGUUCCUACCGGCUCCCUCCGCAGGAGAAUGUGUACUUGCCAUAGUUUGUCCUCUCCUUAGAACAAAACCGUACACAUAUGCCUCGGUAUAUAUAUAUUUUUUUUCAUAAUCUUGUCCUAUGUUGACAUUAAAUCGUAAAAAUAACAAUUUUCAAACGGGCUCUGAAGAGCAGAUGUUGCCAAUCUGAUAAAUCUUGCAUACAGGCUGCUUCAUGGCAUAAAAUGUACAAAAUCACCACCAAACAGUGGCUUUCAAAAUACAUUUACCUUUUACCCGGUCAUGUGGGCACACACACAGACACACGCCGUUAUGAAACGACCAGUCAAGGUUGACCACAUGACCGAGUAAAUGAACUUGUGUAUUUAACGCCGUGCUUAAAUGAUUCCAGGUCUGUCCGGGUCUGUAACCUGGGGAAAUAUUUAUGCAUCCGGCACAUUACAUCCAGUAUACCUUUCAGCAAAGUUGUGGCUGCUUGUCACAUGCCUCGUCCAACAACAACCGCCAUUCGCCACUAAGUGGGGGGUGACUUCACCACGACGCUUGUGCCAGGCUACGUGCACCUUUAACGCUACUUGAAGUGUCGAACGCCCGCUGGCAGGAGGUCACGGGACAGACCCAGCAGGUGACAUGGGUUGACUGACUGAGAUGACUGGCCGAUGUACCAGCCGUGCCCCCUACUAUGCAUAGUCCAGUCGACCUGCGACAUGGAAAAUAUUCGGUGAGAGAUUAUGCCCUUAUGAAAAGACAAGAUUCGUAUGCUGAUGUACAUGUAACACGUGUUACACUGCUUUGCAUGCAGGGCAGCUGGAAAAACAGGUACUUUGUGCUUCGAGACUUCGGUUAUCAGUGCUUGCUGGAGUAUUACGAGAGCGAAAGCCACUUCGUCACCAACCAAUCGCUUGGAAUCAUUUCCAUGUCAAGCAUUGAAGAUAUAGAAGUCAAUCCGGAGAAGAACCCAAAGUGGUCGGUUGUAAAGGCCGUGAUGCUGCACGACCCGGGGGACGCCGUGUUGUUCUUCAAGGUCUACAAGCGUCAGUACUUCCUCGUUGGCAGCAGGAGGGACAUCGAUAAGUGGAUGCAGAAGCUAAAAGAGGUCCGUACGCCGCUCCAUCCCAUACUCUACCAUGAAGACACGAAGGACAAUGAAAUCAGCAUCCUGUCUAAAUCAAGCAACCAAUCAAUCUUGUGGGCAAUGGACAAGCUCAGCAUUGAUAAGGAGUUUGCAGCAGGCCAGCCAAAAGAAAGUGACAAGGAGUCGUCAAGCCCAAUGCAAACCAGUGCUGCUGCUGAGCAUACCGACCCCGGACAGUCUUGGAAGGUUUCCGACUGCUACAGGCAGAUGAAAAAGGACCAGACUGCACAGCUGAUCACUGUCAAGGUCAACCGCAGUGAUGUCCUUGACAACAUGUCAUUUUCUGAAUACAAUGGCAGAUUAUACAUUCUGGUAAUCAGGGAGGCAUCAGAAAUAAAGGAAUUGCACUUUGGUGAUGAAAUUCUGGCCGUGAAUGACCUGAGACCCAGAAACGCCGAAGACAUAAAGCGUUUUACUUCCCAGUGCAUCAAGGAGGAGGUCGCAGUUUCUGUGCGGAGAGUACCACAGGCCGUGAUAAUUCAGCUGAAAAGACAACGCCAAAAUGAUCCGUGGGACUUGAGAGUGGAGGGAGCAAAGGUUCUGAGCAUCAACCCCAAUAUGAUCGCCAACAAGACAAAGCAAGAGGACAUUUCAUUUGACGGGAAGCUUGGAGAUUUCUGGCAGCUCACAGAGGUCAAUUUACACCCUCUUGACAUCCUCAAGCCCAAGAAUGAAGUGAAGGAUCUGAAAAGAAUGCUGGGCACCAAGCUGGAAGCGUGGCUAGUGAUUCAUCGCGCCAGGUUCAUCCGCGAUCUCAUGGACUCAGCGGCGUGCUGAGAACUUCGCCCCGUGCAUCGGUUUGGUGACGGUG
This is a messenger RNA of Petromyzon marinus (sea lamprey), 1978 nucleotides long. The record is from RefSeq and is a predicted model, not a curated record. Lineage: Eukaryota; Metazoa; Chordata; Hyperoartia; Petromyzontiformes; Petromyzontidae.